CUCUGUCGCCAUGUUGCUAAAUCAAUAAUGGAGGUCAACGAUUGAUGUUUCUAUACUUCCUUUGUAAUUAGUCGUAACUUUGUGCUAGCAAAUCUCACACCUUUGAGUACGAUUGAAAUUGUGUGAGUUAAAUAUUUUGUUUAAUUGAUUGCCUGGAAAUAAAUAUUCUUAACUUUUUCUUAAUGCCAUUAAAGAAGGCACUUGAACUUAAAAAAAAGAUGAAAAAAAAACAAAAAACAACCCCAAAGUUUAAUCGCGAAUGCGUGAUGGUUGGGCCCGGUGGAUGCACUUCUUUCUAAACUACCCCUAACGGGACAAAUGUGUUUAAUUAUUAUUUAACUUUACAUUUUCUGGGACCAUUAAUUUAAAGACAGAGUUUCAGAAUAUUAAAUAUAGGCCUACUCGCUAGUGACAGUUACUGCAGAGUUUUGAGAACUUGAUAAUUUAAAUUUUGUGCAUAAUUUAAAAAUUAAAUUUGCCUACUCACAUUUGUUGUAAUUAACAAGGCCUCAUUAACUUUAAAUUGAACUUGGGCUUACCUGAAAUUGUUUAGGUUAAUGUUUAAAUUCAACAACAAUAUUUAUUUAUUAUUUAGCCUUCUACUAAUAAUCCAAAGUAUAACCACUACUUCUACACUUAUGAGUCUGAAUGUUAUGGUAGAUGACUGGGAAAAAAGGGGGGAGGGGUGUGUGUGUGCAUUAUUUAUGGGUCCCUCUCACUCCCAAUUUUAUGCACCAAAAAAAUAAGUAGCCUCAGCCAAGUAUUACUAAGAGUAAUUAAAGCUUACUUUAGGGGUGUGCCGGAUCCGUUUUUUCCAACCGGAUCCGGAUUUUCUUAUGCGAAAUCCGCCGGAUUCGGAUCCGGAUUCCGGAAUAAUCCGGAUUCCGGUUUCUCCCGGAUUCCAGAUUUUGGUACUAUUGGUAGAUACUUCCGUAAGUCAAGGUGGACUACUACUUUUUGUGUAUGGGAAUUCGCAAUCGGCGCCAAAAAAUCCGAGUUUUUAAUUUUCCGAUGUGUGUGUCUAUUUAUUAUUAAAUUAGUACUUUCGAUAUAUAUUUGAGUUCCGUUCCAUUUGGAUAAGUGUCUUACGAGAGACACCAUGUUUCUACGCGUUCGCAGCAGGUCAUGCAGCUCGCUCAACCUAAUUCGCCAUGGGUUUAGCCACGCCCCCCUUUUUAAUGGCGGAAGUUAUGAUUUUGGUGUUAUAAUUCUUUAAAAAAUUACAUCUUUUCAACUAUGCCAUUGGUUUAUUUUUACAAAAAGUUUAAAUUUUCUUAUCAAAGUCCCUACACUAUUGGCCACUAUUAGCGGUGCUGACAAAAAGUUUAAAUUUUCUUAUCAAAGUCCCUACACUAUUGGCCACUAUUAGCGGUGCUGACUCUAGCCUCUGGUAUGUACGGAAUAUUAAACAUUAAACAAGCUCAACGCUCGAAACAAUCGAUUAAUGUAUCGUGAUCGUGUGGAAUUCGGGAAAGAGAAUUACUUUUAUUUCAGAUUAUGAUCCGGUGAGUCACAAAAUCUGGCAAAUUCCGAAAUCCGGUAUAUUCCGGAAUCCGGUUGUUCCGGAUACAUGUAAAUCCGGCGGAACCGGAUUUCACCGGAUAGUGCAAAAUCCGGCGGAACCGGAUUCCGGACCGGAUUCCGGCACACCCCUAGCUUACUUGUCAACUUUAUCCUUGACAUAUUCACUAGAAUUGCACUAGGUACAGCGAGUAUUCUUCUGCUCAUCUUCAUUCAAACUCAUACAUAGAAAUUCAAUUCAAUUUGCUAAUGACCCUAAUUACAAGCAUACCCGUACGAGUUAUGUUUUUAAAUUUUAAAAGGUAAUGGGGAUCUUCUGCCUGUUAUUUUCUGGGUAGAUUGCCCUACAGUUACUUCUUUGUCUUGUUGGUAAAUCCCACAAAUCUCUCCUUCAUAAACUUUGGCGCCGCCAUCUACAUUCAAACGUUCCGCCUUAUUGGAUAUUGAAGGAAUUCCAAGUUUUGAGACAGAAAGUUAAAAUUUUCUCUUGCACCCAAAAGAAGCAUAACAUGAAAACUAAUCAUAAUUCUGAAUCUAUGUAAUUUUUAGUUACUUUUUAAUAUUAUUCAAGUGAUGUUUUUAUUAAAAUUUCUUUUUUUUUUUCUUUUCUUUUUUUCUUUAAAAAUAAAAUUAGAAAUAUAUUACAUAUUUGUUGAUAUAAAUGUUAACAAUUUUCUUAUGCCUCUGUCCUAGUAAAAAUAUAAUUACUAUGAUGAUGUUGAGUCUUAUUUAUUGAUUUUAAUAAAUGUUUUAUAGACUAAUUCAUAUGUUGUCUAAUUUUAAUUUUAAACAAGUCACAGUGACGCAAUUUUCACAAAAAUAUAUGUAAGAAAAAAUUUUAAUUUCAGACUUAGAAGGUACCAAAAUGCAUAACCAUAUUUUAAUGGAAUUACAAUUGAUAAUAGUAUAAGUAUAUUUUUAAUAGUAGUAGCAACUGCUUUUAUUGUGCUAUAAUUACAUUAAUUAUAAUUUAUAAAUAAAACUAAUAACUAGUCCUAUGCCCUAUACUACUACUGCCGGAAAAUAUAAUUAUAUAAAUCAAGGGAAAAAACAAGUCCAAAAUUCAACGGACUACAUGAACUACAGUUAUUUAAAAUUAUUGAAUUUAUUAGGUUGUAUUACUUCUUCUUCUUCUAUAUAAUAAGGGCCCAUGAUCAAUUUAUUGAUAUUUUUGAAUCCUAUGCAUGUAGAGGGAAUUUGAAAUGUUUCUGUGCCUGGUGUUGAUGAGGAUAUUUCACUGAUUGCAAGUGGUACUUUGUGAGGGAAUCAUGCACCUUGGGUUUGAAGGCUUGAAGCAAUAGACGCAAAUGUGUCUAGUGUUGUCGCCUCAACUUUUCCUUUAAAAAGCUUGUUCCAGUCCCUGAUUGUCUUUGGCAGAAAUGAGCAGCUCCUAUGCUGGCUUCUUGCUGGUAUGGCCUUGUUGCUGUCUAUGGGGGAGAGGGAUGAAUUUUUGUUUAAUACUGGAACAGUGGACCAGCCCAUUAUUUAUCUUGUACAUCAUGGAGAGCCUGGAUAGUUGUUGUCUUUCCUCCAAUGGUGACCAGCCUAAUGUUUCCUGCAUGCUGCCAACACUAGAGGUAUUCCUGUAGUGGUUUAGGACAAAGCGUACUGCCCGUCGCUGGACUGCCUUCUGGGUAAAUGGGUCCCAGACUGAAUAUACAUAAUUUAAAAUCGGACGGACAAAGGCUUUAUAGGCUUUUUUUUUCACACAGGAGUUGCCAAUCUUUAGAUUACGCCUUAAGAACCCCAGGGUCUUGUUUGCAUGGAUACAUACAUUGUUAAUAUGCUCGUCCCAGCGGACCUCUCUUUGAAUGGUAACAUCCAGAUACUUUACAGAGGACACUGGCUCAAGUAUAAGGCCAUGCAGUUCGUAUUGGUAGUGUAGAGGAGUACAAUUUCAAGAGACUGAUAGUCUCUGGCACUUGGCAGGGUGAAAUUCAAUGUCCCAGCUCAUCUCCCACUCAGCUAACCGAUUGAGAUCCUGUUGUAGCUGGUCCUGGUCAGAUCUGUUGGCGAUUUUCCUAUACACCGCUAUGUCAUUGCGAACAGUCUUGCUUGGGAUGUCAGUUUCUCGGGUAGGUCAUUAAUGUAUGCUAGAAACAAACGGAGGCCUAGCUCUGAUCCCUGGGGGACCCCUGACUUCACACCGACAAAGGAGGAGCUUGUACUGUCCACUACUACUGCUUGGCAUUGGUUGCUGAGGAAGCUAGAGAUCCAUGUUUUAGUAGUGCCUUGGAUCCCAUAUCUCUGAAGUUUGUGUAGAAGCAAACUUUGAUUGACACUGUCAAAUGCCUUUGAGAAGUCCAUCACCAGCUUGUCAAUUUGCUUGUGGUUCUCCAGAUUGGUCAUAAAGUCUUCUACAAAUUCAAGGAGCUGGGUCUCACAUGAUCUAUUGACUCGGAAACCAUGUUGACAAACAUAGAGUAUAUUUGGCUUUCAAGAUGCUUCAUGACUGUGGUUACGAUUAUGUGCUCCAACAGUUUGCAGUCCAUGCUGGUGAGGGAUAUCGGGCGAUAGUUGGGAGGGUCGAAAUGCUCCCCUUUUUUUGUAGAUGGGAGUGACAUGUGCUGUUCUCCAGUCGGCUGGAACAUUUCCUGUGCAAAGCGACGAUUGGAAGAGGAUUGUCAGUGCAGAAGCGAUUUCUUUGGAUAAUUCUUUGAGCACUUGUGGUUUGAUGUUGUCAGGACCACAUGCUUUGUAGGGGUUAAUGGUUUUGAGGAGGGCAAGCAACCCUGCUCUGAUAUCUGGAUAUCUUCCAUGACAGGGUAGGCUCUGUUCUUCAUUUUGGUCUUCAGAAGGAACUCUGCCUCAGAUUACUCUCUAUUGUCACCAAAGACUGACUGGAACUGCUGAGUAUGUCAGCCUGUGCUUUUGGGUCAGAUGUCAAAUGGCCAUCCCAUCUCAGGGGGGAAACUCCAGCGUUUGAGGACUUUUGGUUCUUCACAUAGCUCCUUUCUAAUAACAUUGUAAAACAAUUUCCCCUUUAUUAACUGAUUAGUCUUCCACGGAUUAUCAAAGAUGAACUAUAAAGAAUCAAUGUAAAUAUCUUUAAAUUAAAUUGAUAACAAGAACCAUUUCCGACUACCCACUUUUUUUUGUUUGGGGGGGGGGGGGGUAUUGACUACUAACAAUUUUUUUUUUUGAAUUACCGGUAAAGUUAUUAACCUUUGUGAAUGAAUGAAGCAGUAUUGAGCUAAACCACUAUGUUUUUUAAUUUUACAUUAAAAAAUAAUAAGCAAUUAACGUACAUACGGAUGUAAAAAAUUAAAUGCGUUACCAGUCACAAGAUUCUAAAUGAUGCAAAUAUGGUAUUCCUGUGUUUGGAAAAAUAUGUGCUCUAUGUCACUGAUAAUUAAAAUACUAUUAUUAGCAAACUGUGACGUAAAACGCAAAAAAAUGACACCCUCGCUAUGCCGUAUAUUAUAUUGCCACACAAGUUUUUGCGUUAUUUUCGGAUAUGUGCAAACUGUGUGCGCGGUUGGUUAUUGAGGUGCCUAAGUCAAGCUCACUUUUCAAUGAGAUGGCUGAAAUUAUAAAAAUUAUACAAAAAUUCCAAUAGGUCUAUCUAGCAUGAGUUGAAGUAGUUCCAUCCAUAUCUAAGAAGUUAUAAAUUGUCAGUUUUCUUGUUAACUAAAGUUUCUACCUCUUUUUUUUUUGUUACCGCUCUCCAAUAGUUUCCUUUGGCUAAAUUCAGUCAGAGCCAAUACAACCCACCCCCCCCCCCACACAAAAAAAAAAAAAAAAAAAAAAACAACAACAAACAAACCAAACACACACACAUACAUAUACUGCACUUUUUAGCCCAAGUGUAAGUGCUAUUCACAGGUUUCACUGUAAUGUUAUAAUAUAGUAAACCCCAUAAGUGCUAAUGUGGCAAUUAACCCCUUCUCCCCACCAUAGGUAAGCUACUGCCUUUCUCUACUUUACUUGUUUACAUACUUGCAUGACAUACAAGAGCAUAGUUCAGAUGAAGUACCAUCCAUUCAUUACCAUGAUUUUAUGAAUAAAGUACCCGGUAGUUACUAAUUUUUUUAAAAAAAGUUUUAAAAGGGGUUAGGUAAAGGUAACUUAAUAAAACUAAAUUUUAAGCAAAUAUGGCUCUUUUAUAUAUUUUUUAAUUAUCUGUAGCCAAAUGAGGGCUGAUUAAUGGGUACUAAUUAAAGAUUUAUACAUCAUAAGAAACUCAAAAAACUUAAGGCCAAAAAAAGUUCUGUACAGAAAGAAAAAAAAAUUAUUUGAAUACAAUCACUCGAACUAAAAGGUUUUUCUAGAAAACAAAUUUUGUCUACUUAUUUAUUUGUCAAUUUAGUGUCCUUUUUGCAAAAGAAUGUAUUGUUAUUUGGAAAAUCAAGUAAAAGCAUUAAUCAUAAGAGAAAUGUUUAAAGUUGAGUACUGUAUCAAAGGUAUUAUAGAAGCACACAGUUGGCGGCAGAAAUUUAAUACAUUUUUUCAAGUUUUUAGACUGGAAAAAGAUUAUUACCUGUAUGUAUUUUUAAAGAACAAAAAAAACCCAUGCUUUUCUUUUCUAUGCUUGGAUUCCCAGCUGCUGUAGAUCUUUUUCCACAUCAUCCGUACAUCUAAAUCUUGGUCUACCUUUCAGCAAUUUUCCUCUGGGAUUUUGGUGAUGCACCUUCUUCACUCCUCUGUCAUUUGGCAUUCUUUCUAAAUGUGCAGCGCAGCUUGCCUUUUUUUUCAUAUCUGCUACUAUUGUGGAAUCCUGAUAUUGACUAUACAAUUCCUGAUUGGUUCGUAUUCUCCAUCCAUAUUCAUCCUUUGUUGGUCCCUAUAUUUUCCGUAGAACAUUUCUCUCCCAUAUUUUUAAUAGGUUUCCUGCCAUAUAUAUAGUUUUCUUGUAAUGUUUUUUUUUUACUUUUGAGUAUUUUCUGACUUCUGAAGUAUGCCCUGUUUCCGACUGAUAUUCUCUCUUUUUUUUUCUGUUAGUAAGUCAUUUCUUUCAUUUAAUAAAGAUCCUAGGUAUUUGAAUUGAUUUCUUUUUUCAAAAGUGUGGUUUCUAAGUUUAAUGAUUUCACCUGUUUGUUUUUCUCUUAAUAUAGUCAUGUUUUUUGGUUUUUUUUGGUUGUUAACUUCUGGUCCUGCUUGCAAUGACGCAUCUUCUAAUUCAAUAAAGGCUUUUGAUAUAUCUUUUCUACUUUUCCCUAACAGAACUUUGUCAUCAGCAGAAGCAAGAUACUGAAGAGAGUUGUAGAGAGUGCCUAUUGGUUGUGGGGCUUGGGGUUUCCCUCAGAUAGUAUCCUGUUAUUGUUCCUCAGUUGUCAAUAUAUAUGCUUCUUAUAAAUCUCUCCAAUGUUAAGAGACAGUAAGUCUCCUUGUAUAUUGACCCUGAACCUUGAUUUUGCUUUUUGAGUUGUUUAAAGUUAUAUAUAUCAGUCUUGUCAGUUAGUUGGAUAUGCCAAACUCCUGCAGUCUCAUAUAAAUAAUUUCUUUUGAUGCUGUCAUAAGCCAUUUUAAAGUCCACAUAGAGUUGAUGUACUGGAACAUUAUAUUCGUAACAUUUCUUUAAUAGGCAUCUGAUGGUAAAAAUCUGAUCAGUCGUUGAUCUGUUUUGUCUGACUGAAUCCACAUUGGUAGUCACCUAGUAUUUGUUCAGUAUACUGUUGUAGUCUUUUGGCAAUUAGUUUUGUCAGUAUUUUGUAUGUAACAUUUAAUAGGGAAAUUCCUCUGUAGUUUGUGCAUUGACAUUUGGAGCCUUUCUUGUGUAUUGGGGUUAUUAGUGCUGUUUCCCAUUCUGGUAAUUUUCUCUUCUUGCCAAAUUGUAGUUAAAAGUUUAUGCAUCUGAGUAUGUAUUUAUUUCCUCCAUAUUUAAUAAGUUCUGCUGUAAAGAGGUCUUCUCUAGAGGCUUUGUGAUUUUUCUUAAAAUUGAAUACUUCUGUAGUUUUUUUCCAAAGUUGGGGAGUUUAUUAAAGUCCUCCAUGUGGUGGUUGAUAAUCUUCAUCUUGUCCAUUGUCUGCAUUUAGUAUGUCCUCAGAAUAUUCAGCUUAUCUCUUCAUUACUUUACUAUUUUCUAUAAUUAAUUGUCCAUCAUUGCUCUCACACAUUUGAGGUCUGUCUUGGUAUACAUUCUUUUCGUCUUUCAUCUUCAUGUAUAAGUACACUCCUCUAAUAUAUCCCUCGCUUGAUAAGUUUUCUAUUUCUUUUAUUUUUAUAUUAGCUUUUUCUUGUUCCCUUUUUUUCUUCCUACACAUUUUCACAGCUUUCCUUCUGGCUUCAUUGUAUAUUUGUCUCGUAUUUCUUGUUUCCCUUUGUAUCAUGCCUCGUUUCUUUAUUCAACAGUCUCUCUGCAUUCAUUAUCAAACCAGCCCACUCUACUUUUGGUUUGCUGAAAUCCUUCUACUUUUUCUGAUGAUUUUUUCAUGGCAUUUUUUAUCACAACUCACUGUUCAUUUAUCUUGUUUACCCUGUUUAUUGCAUCAUAUGAUUCUUCUAGUUGUGCCGCUAUUUCAUUUAGGUAAGCUUUUGCGGUGAGUGGGUCUGUGGUAAGAUCUUGGUAAUAAUAUCAUUUUUCUCUUUGAUUUCGGCCAUUGUGUAUUAGGUUAUAUUUAACCUUUACAAGUGAAUGGUCAGAGUCUGCAUAUGCUCCUCGAUAGCUUCUUACGUCUAGUAUGUCUGAUCCAUGACUCCGAUCGAUUAGAACAUGGUCAAUUAGGUUGUGAGUGAUUCCAUCUGGUGAGAUCCAUGUAACUUUAUGUAUAUUUUUGUGUGGAAACUUGGUGCUGCUGUCAUCCCUUAUCCUGAAUCAAAGUCAUUGAGUCGGAUCCCAUUGUCGAUGGAUUUUUCAUGUAGACUCUCCUUGCCAAUAGUCGGCAUAAACACGUUUUAAUCCUCUAUUGUGGCAUUAAAGGUGUCAAUCACUAUUUUAAUCAAAUGUCUUGGUGCCUCAUGAUAGAUUUUUUUCCAUUGUCUCAUAAUAGGAUUCUCUUAUCUGACCUUCUGCAUAUUCGAUUGGAGCGUGAAUAUUUAUAAAUGUUAUAUUAAACAUUUUCCCUUGCACACCUAAAGAGUACAAUCUUUCAUUCUCUGGUUUAAAACCUAUAAUUGCACCAUAAAUAAACCUAUAAAUGCUUCUUUCUUCACAGCAAAACCUGUUUCAAGAGUGUUUGUGUUGUCGUCACAAUAAAAUAUAGUGUAGUUCUUUGUCUUCAUGAUGUCUGAAUUUUUCCAUUGAAUUUCUUGCAAUGCAGGAAUAGAGAUUUUAUUUUUAAUUAAUUAAUCUAUUAGGUGGGCUUAGGCUUCUGCUCUAAACAGGCUUAGUUUGUCAAUGUCCAUAUUUAGGCAUGGGUCAAUUUUAAUUAAAUCUCUGUUUUAUUUUGUUGUUAAGCUUUCGUAAAGUUUAUUUCUUUUUACAUGGCUGUGUUGUUCACCUUGGGAACAACUGCCCCAUACAGUUCUCUAGGUAAGAGAUUACUUAAAAAUGAUUUAAAGUUUAAUUCAGCAUUAUUUUAUUAUUUUUAUUUUCAGAUUAAAAAAAGAAUAUGUCAGACUUAGAACAUGCAGAGAAAAAGCGGUCAAGAGAUACCCCAGAGACUGAAUUAGAGUGUAAUGAUGGAAAAAGGUAAAUUCAUGAAUAGGGAGGGAGGAAUUUAGAUUCUUGUUCAUCUCGUUAACAGAUUGUUACAAUGAUUUUGUUUAUUUUUGUAACAUUAAAAUGUAUAUAAAGUAAAAAUAGUUAGUAGUUUCUCUUCAAAAAUUUUUUUGAAGACAUAAAUAAUAAAAUAAGUUUAACUCUUUAAAUCCACUAACUUUCUGUCACUAUAGCUCAGUGGUUCUCAACCUUCUUAAAGCCGUGACCUUAUAAUACAGUUUUUCAUGUUGUGGCGAGCCCCCAACAACAAAUUUUUUUUCGUUAAUAACUUAUAACUGUAUAGUAUAUGUGUUUUCCGAUGGUGUUAGGCGACCCCUGUGAAAGGGUUGUUCGACCCCAAAGGGGUCGCGGCCCACAGGUUGAGAAACGCUGCUGUAGCCCAUCAAACCUAUUUUGAUGAGAAAUAUGAUUAACCAGUCGAGUGUCGAGCAAGUGUAGUUGUGAACCAAAGGUAUAUUCGUAAUACUUCUCACACACACACAUUUCCCCUCUUCCCCCCCCCCUUUUUUUUUUACAUUAAAAAAUUGUAAAAAUAUGAUUAACCAGGCGAGUGUCGAGCAAGUGUAGUUGUGAACCAAAGGUAUAUUCGUAAUACUUCUCACACACACACAUUUCUCCUCUUCCCCCCCCCCCUUUUUUUUUUUACAUUAAAAAAUUGUAAAAUGUGGAAGACACCAUAUUUUUAAGAAAUUAGCUAAUUUCAUCCAUGUUUCCAUAUCCAUAUAUCUGGAACUUCAGAAUAUGUCUAACAUAAUUGUAUGGGCCUUUGUAUACCUUUUCUGUGUGUAUUUGUCAUUUUAGUGGAACAUAUAAAAGUUUCUAAAGAGUUUAGUGUGGGACCUCAUCAUCUGACAUCAAACACCAAGUUAAAUAGACUAAUCAAGAAAGCUAGUAAUAGCACACAAGUAAACCUCCUUCACUUGACGAAAUAUUUGAAGAAAAAGUCUGUUGUAGAACUAAACAAAUUUUGGAUGUUAUAUCCCACCUUCUUCAUCACAGCUACUUACGAUCAGCCCAAUCAGGGUGACUUCUUUCUCUUAAAGUCAGGACCGAAAGAAAGAAAAAUUCUUUUGUUUCCCAGUCUGUACAAAUUAACCAGCGUGCUCCGCCAGCAGUUAUCAAAUCUAAAUGAUCACUAAUUAAGUCAUUAUUGGCACUAAGGAAUUCAUUAAUGAAUGGCUGAUUUCUACGCUAGAGAAAUACUUCAGAUGUCUUGUGUUUAACUUGUUACAAUUGUAAAAUGUUGUCUUGGUUAAAAUAUGUAUUUAUUUCUGUGCUGAAAAUGAAUAUGAACAAUCAAAAAAAUAUCUCCAUUCAUUUGGAUCAAUAAAAUAAUCUUAGAUUUAAUAAAUAUUAAUAUUAUAUUAAUAUAAUUAUCUAUUAUUAAACUUUAUUGUUAAUCCUAUUUAAAUUUUGCUCUUUGGCAGGCCAAAGCUUGAGGCACCUUUGGAAUCAGAAACAAAACAGAAUGUUUCAAAAGACAUAGAAUUCACUUUACCUGUACCUUCAGAUGAAACUGCUAAAGACAUAAAAGAGAAUACCAGCAAUGUUAAACUAGUUGAAACUGAUUUAAUUGGAGUUGUUGCUGAGUUGGCAGAAUCAAAAAAUGAAAAGAGGCAAUCCACGGUUCUUGAUAUUAAAGAAAUUGAACCGAUUUGUGGGCAAAUAGAACAAUCUGACGAAAAAAUGCCUGAAAGCUCUAUUAUGAAUAAGGAUGUAGUGACUAUACACAAAAAGAGUGAAACUGAUAAUAAAAAUUCAAAUGAAGAGAAUAAUGUUGUAAAGGAAGAUGAGAAAGAUGCUAAGAGAGCAUCUGUUAAAAAAGAAGUUAAUAUUUUAUGCAACGGACAAGAAGACAUUGUUCAAGCUUCUUCAAAAAGUGACAGUGAAGAUCAAGCAGAUGAAACUUCAACAGUUAAGUCUGAAGGGAGUGAAAAGGAAAAUGUUGACAUUAAAAAAGAAAAGUCAGAAUCUCCUGAUGUUAUAAUGCUUUCAGAUGAAGAUGAUGAAACUGCUGAUACCACAGUUCGGCACUCUCGUAUGCUUAAAAAAGUCAAGGCUUUGCAGAAUCAGUUGCGUAAUGAAGAAGCCACACUUGUUCUUUUGAAAAAAUUGCGACAGAGUCAGAUAAGUCAGCCACAAGAACCUGCUGUUACUACUCUUCCAAAGCCACAAUCCCACCAUCAGCAGUUGAAUCAACAACAUAUGAGACAGCACGGAGGGCCCCCGCCUUUAGUCAGGGGGGGUCAGCCAAAUGCUAAGACCCUCCAAACUGUUAAUCAAAGUUCCCAUAAUAUGAGAGGACAACAAGUGAAUAAUAGUACUGCGUCUUCUCGCACCCAACAAGGUCCCCCACCACUAGUCAUGGCUCCUCGUUCAGGCAACGGUCAAGGUGUACCAUCACAACAUCACUCUCAUAGCUCACGAGGUAACGUGCCUCACAACAUGUCACGAGGAAGUACAAGCAACCGAAGUCAGCCACAGGUGCAACAGCCACAACAGCAGCAAGCUGUUCAAAGACAGGUACCAACCCCACAAGCUCCACCCCCACCACCUCCUCCACCACAAGAUACACAAACUCCUGCUCAACGCCAAGCUGCAGCUAAGCAAGCUCUCCGUAAGCAGUUGGAGAAAACAUUAUUGCAGAUUCCCCCACCCAAACCACCUCCUCCGGAGAUGAAUUUUAUCCCAUCUUUAGCAUGCCCCGACUUCAUCUUGCUGCUUGGGCUUGAGGAGGUUGUUAAUCAUAUGAUAGACUUUCAGCUCAUUGCACGUGGUCAGAAAAACCCUGAUGAGCGGUUUGUCUGUACUCCUUUCACUUGUGUACAAUGCGGCUCAGAUUUUACCCCAGUCUGGAAGAGGGAAAAGCCGGGCUCUAAGAAUGUUAUUUGUGAACAUUGUGUGACCAGCAAUCAAAAGAAAGCCUUGAAACAGGAGCAUACCAAUCGCCUGAAAUCAGCGUUUGUAAAAGCCUUACAGCAAGAGCAAGAAAUUGAGCGCAUGCAAGCAUCGACCCCAACACCAAGUCCUCAGCCUGUGGGUAGCAGUACACCACAGCCUCAGCUCCCAUCAGCUCCAAUGAUCUCAGCUGCUAGUGCGGCUGCAGCUGCUGCCAAUGCUGCUGCUGCAGCAGCAGUUGCCAAUUUCAGACCAAGUGCAGAGCAGCUAAGACAGCAUCAUAACUUCUUACAAGCUCAGCAAGUACAGCUUAGAGCUGGACAACCUUUGGGUAUUCAGGCAUUCUCUCGUGCUCCCUUUCCAUAUAAUAUUCCUUUUGCCAAGCAACAAGAUCUACAACGCCAGUAUCUUUUAGAUAUGAUCCCAAGAGGUAAUAUGCCUUGGAAGCAAUAGAUUUAUUGCUUAGAUUGUAAUUAAAAUUGACUACAUCACUGCCUAGAAAUGUUUUGUUUUGCUUUAAUAUAUUUAACAUAUUACUAUAUUAAUUCUUUUAAUCACAUCAAUUUUUAUUUACAUUUUUCUAAGUCGUACCAGUGCUGUUAUAUUGUAGCCUUUCUAUUUUAUUUUCUUUUUUUUUUGUGCUG
This is a messenger RNA of Lymnaea stagnalis (great pond snail), 12663 nucleotides long. Lineage: Eukaryota; Metazoa; Mollusca; Gastropoda; Lymnaeidae. The record is from the annotation of a GenBank genome assembly.